AUGGCCCGUUCGAAGUACAAGGAUCUUGAUAUUGAGUCCCUCAGUGCUCAAGCACAGGGGGACUUCCUGUGGGCUGUUUUGGUCACUCGUUUUCUCCUUGAGCAUCCGCCUCGCGUGCUUGAUGCCUACAACGGAACAGAGAAUGUUACAGACAUCCCCAACAACCUACCAGGCCUAGCAAAUAUUGUGACAGAAUACUCGAACUUCCAGUCUUGUGGAAAAGCUACUGAGUAUCUGACAAUCGCUCGCGAAGCAAAAGGGUACCUCGCUGCCGAAAUCCUCUACUUUCACAACUUCGACUUUGCCAAUGAUAUGUUCGCUUUUAUGACACCAAAAGACCUUUUAUCGACCCAUGACGAGAAGACAAAAGAACUACAUCACCAGAUUUAUCUUCGGAAAGGGUUCGAUUGUGAUCUCUCGGUCUUCAAAGCAUCAGUUUCUUGGCUCAGGCGAAAAUCUUUCAGGAGCGGCGAAUUCGUCGACUUACAGCCCGAGCCGGCAGCGAUCAGUCUAGCAUAUGUCAAUAGUCUUUCAAAGUUCCAUAAGAGAUUGGGAAGUACCUUGCCCGAUUUUCAAGACACAUUCAACCAGCCAGUCGACGUUUACUGGAUGACAAAGGCUGUCAACAUCCGAGGAGGCUUUCAAAACAACUACCGAUCACCUCUUUGUUCUGCGCUUGGAGCAGCACCACAUAACCUUCAUCCAGCGCAUCUCAGCUCAGAUUCUGUUGAUAUAUCGCUAUUUAAAUCAAUCCUUGCUCUUGGGCAUAAGCCAAACAAGUUUCACCAUGCAGGGGAGACACCCUGGGUGUCCUUUGUGAAUACCUAUGUUCCUAACACAUUGUCCGAUUCACCCCUGAGGCUCGACAAGAUAGACAUCAAUCUGAUAAAUGAGAUAUCCAUUCUCAUGCUUGAAAAUGGGGCCAGGGCAGGAGACCAUGUCGAACUUCUGGACAAGAAAUUGAGGACGUGGAAAGUUCCAAUUUGGUUCAAGUUCCUCAUGCUGGCCCAUUGGGUACCGACUUUCCAACAGGCCAUGUUCGAACGUGUUUUCAGUAUGAUAUUAGAGAGGGCCCCAUAUAUCCUUGAUUCCAGAGCUUUACUAGAACUCAAAUCUGAUGGCGAAACAUAUGAAUGGGUUCCUUUUCCAUUAUGGGCAAUCUGUGCUGACAAUUUUGCACUGCCUAACGUGUCCGAUUCUAGCCCAUCUGAUGCUGAUUUUGUGUUCAGGGUAUUUGCAGGAGUCUGUGAAAAGGAUCUGGAUAACUUGGAAGUGUCUGAAAGCUCUCGAAAAUACCUCUCGAGUUGCUUCCUUCCAGACUACCCAGAGCUUAGUAGACAAAUACUGAUGCUCAUUCCCGGAAGCGACUCCAGGACGAUAGGCUUCACAACAAUAACCUCGGUCAAGCGGGACAUAAACACAGAGAGUAUUAAUAGUCUAAAUUCUACGGAUGUGACUUCAAUCGAGCUUCCAGAAGGUAUAGAGGUUGAAUCUCCUAAAGACGGUGCGAUGUGCAACAGCGCGGUCAUUAACGAAGUUGGCUCAAUUCAGUCAAUUGACGAAGAUAUUCAGUCAAACAACAGCAGCAUUGCGCGAACUCCAGGUAUCAUCGCCGCCGAGCGCCAAAUUGGCGACUUGCUUUCCCGGCAUCCGGAUCUCCGUUUUAUCAUUGAUAUGUCAUUAGCACCUAUGCCAAAGGAGAAGCUCGAGCGCAAUAUUCGAAGAUCACUCAAGCUUUUGUAUCUUAAACUCAAAGAUCACGAGGAAAAGCACAUCGAAAUCCAGGUUUUGACAACUCGAAUGCUCAAGGGGCGAGGUUCAAGGACUAGAAUCUCAAAAAGAACUGUCUAUGGCGAGUCAAAAUCCUCGCCUCCAGGGAACAGCAACGAAGAAGAAGAAAUACGCCCAAGCUUUCGAAAAGAUCGAGCUUAUCUCAACAAUUGGAUAUUAAAAACGGAACUGUCUGCAAGACCAGAUGAGAAGCCUCAGCAGCCAGCGGCUGAGACUGAUGGUAUCAAGCUGACAGAAAGCGACGACGGUAUUGGGGAAGAAAUAGAGAGCGGUUCUGAAGAAUUCCAGGCAGUCCAAGUCGCAGAAGAAUUUCUCAUCAAAGGUCCUCCUUUCCAGGCGUUCUUAGUCCGUCUUGGACUCUCAUUAUUGCCUGACACUCUCAGACAAGUCAUGCAGUUAGCUGCUUGGGAUACCAUUCAACUGAUCGAUACUCCGGCUGAAGCCUCACUUUCUGAUAAAAUCAAGACUUCUGUGGAAGAGCUGACCGGCAGUCCCUGGGAUUGGCGGCCACUCAAACCGCCGGAAGUACCUUUGCAAACGGGCUUUGUGCGAAUGAACUGGGCAUGUCUUUGCAACAAGCCGCUUUGGAUCGAUAUUACUCCUUCUCAAGCACAAAUCAUCAAGAGAUUAGCCAAGAACCCUACCGCAUUGGCUGAAGACCCUCACAAAUUGACUCAUAAAAGGCGAAAUAUCUUCCAAAGGUUCACAGCAAGGUUCAAAUGGAACUCUGGAGCCCUAUUGCCUAUCUCGACGCCAGUAUCCCAAGGCAGUCAACAACCGUAUGUUGUGGGCGGCAAUAACCACAUCCAACGAGGGGUGGCUACUACAGAGCAGAACAACAUCCCGCCUGUGACUAUUGAUGAUCUGAGGAUCCAAUUUGGAGUACCCAUGGGGCUUAAAACGCUACAUGUGACUUCGACCCCGGUCCAUCAACCAGACAGCAACGUCUUUCCACAACUGAAGGCUGAGUAUAGAAGAAUGCGAGGCCGAUGGAGAGCCUGGUUCUCUUUCUGGCAGCUUAGUCACUGCAAUUUCGUUAAGUUCGAAAGCAUUGCCCGCAACAUUGUUGUCGCUUGUGGUCAAGACCUGCCAAAGGCUAGCGACUUGGACUACGAUUAUACGCCAAAGCCACCUCAAGCGUCAAUACCACCUGUUCACCCACACAUCUUUGAAGCUGCAUUCAACAGCUGCACUGGUGGCAAAUGCCGAAACCCCUCUCCUUUUCACGACUGCUACGAGUUUGAAGAAAUGACUUACAUAAAGAGAAUUCCGAAGAAAAAGACGCCACUUUCACCAGGAACCAUUGAUAUCCCUAUUUGGGGGCUCGAGGCCCGGCAUUGCAUCUCGUGCUUUCAUGUUAUUAUAUACCACUUGCUUAUUCUCGGUCCCCCCUUUGUGUUGUGGGGAUGGUGGAUGAGUAGACAUCCCGAUGACAUACAAAGCGCAUCUGUUCCCAUGACUGUUGUUUUGGCAAUGAUUUCUAUGUUUUGGAGUGCUACUGGAAUUAUGAAGCAAUUUCGUGGUGAGCCAUAG
This is a messenger RNA of Fusarium subglutinans, 3324 nucleotides long. RefSeq lists its product as uncharacterized. The coding region runs from base 1 to 3324 and encodes 1107 amino acids. The record is from RefSeq and is a predicted model, not a curated record. NCBI's taxonomy places the organism in Eukaryota, Fungi, Ascomycota, Sordariomycetes, Hypocreales, Nectriaceae. The transcript is spliced from 5 exons.